GCGGAGGCCUGGGCUGUGCGGCCAGGGGAUGGUGGGCCCCUGGGCUUCUGCAGUGGAGAGGGCACCCCCAGAACAGCCGUGCCUCCGGGCUGCCCCAGCGAGGCGCUUGACAGCGAGCCCUGGGGAAGUUGGGCAGCUGUGAGUUUGCCUGUCGCCGUUAAGUGCCCUUAGGAUGCAGUGAUUAAGGAAUUAGGCUCUCCCUCCGGGAGGGGCACUGCCUGCGCUUGAGAACUCGGUGCAGAGAAAAAGGACAGAAUGAUGCUGUCCGAGCAAGCCCAAAAGUGGUUUCCUACCCACGUGCAGGUCACAGUGCUCCAAGCCAAAGAUCUUAAGCCAAAAGGCAAAAGUGGCACCAAUGACACAUACACUAUAAUUCAGUUGGGCAAGGAAAAGUACUCCACCUCUGUAGCUGAGAAAACCCUUGAGCCAGUCUGGAAGGAAGAGGCCUCUUUUGAGCUACCUGGAUUGCUAAUGCAGGGGAAUCCAGAGAAAUACAUUCUUUUCCUCAUAGUUAUGCACAGGUCCCUGGUGGGUCUGGAUAAGUUUUUAGGGCAGGUGGCAAUCAAUCUCAAUGACAUCUUUGAGGACAAACAAAGAAGGAAAACAGAGUGGUUUAGAUUAGAAUCCAAACAAGGAAAAAGAGCCAAAAACAGGGGUGAGAUAAAGGUCAAUAUUCAAUUCAUGAGGAACAAUAUGACAGCAAGUAUGUUUGACUUAUCAAUGAAGGACAAAACAAGAUCUCCUUUUGCAAAAUUAAAAGAUAAGAUGAAAGGUAGAAAAAAUGAUGGGACAUUUUCUGAUACGUCUUCUGCAAUCAUUCCAAGUUCUCACAUACCCGAUGCCAAUACUGAAUUUUCAAGUGGUGAAAUACAGAUGAAAUCCAAACCAAAAAAGCCUUUUCUUUUGGGUCCUCAGCGACUCUCUUCAGCACAUUCAAUGUCUGACUUAACUGGGACCCACAUAUCUUCUGAGAAACUGAAGUCUGGCACCACUGGUCAAACGCAUCUUCUUGGACGGCAGAUAGAUUCCUUUGGAGCAGUUCCGGAAAGUGGAAGUCUCAAAUCUCCACACAGAAGAACAUUAAGCUUUGAUACUUCUAAAAUGAACCAACCUGACAGCAGUGUGGAUGAAGGUGAAUCGUCUCUCGGAAGACAGAAUGACCCAUUUACAAAUGUGACUGCUUCAUUACCCCAAAAAUUUGCAACACUGCCAAGGAAGAGAAAUCCAUUUGAAGAAAGCAGUGAAUCAUGGGACAGCAGCAUGAAUUUAUUUUCAAAAUCAGUUGAAGUUAGAAAAGAAAAUAAAAGAGAGAAAAGGGAGAAAGUUAGCCUGUUUGAAAGAGUGACUGGAAAAAAAGAUAGCCGAAGAUCUGAUAAACUUAACAAUGGGGGAUCUGAUAGCCCUUGUGACUUGAAAUCACCUAAUGCAUUUAGUGAAAAUCGUCAGGACUAUUUUGAUUAUGAGUCAACUAAUCCGUUUACAACAAAAUUCAGGGCUUCAAAUAUAAUGCCAUCUUCAAGUUUUCAUAUGAAUCCGACAAGUAAUGAGGACCUCAGGAAAAUCCCGCCCAGGUUUGACUCUCUGUUCCGAGUUCCACUGCAUCUUCAGUCAAUUCUAAAUGCAUCAAACCUGGAGAGUAAGUUACUUUACAAAAGUAUGGGCACAUGUUCUUGGUAGAAAACUGAAUUCUCACUGAAUAACAGAAAUAGAGCCUUUAUUCCAAGAGACUGGUGGUUGCUGUUUGAACCAUCUGUCCUUAAUGUGUGUGAUCCAGAUGUAUAAUAAGAAUUUUUUAAAGCAAUAACAUAUCACAAUUUUCUAGGAUGUGAUUUGCCUAGAAGACAGUGUGGUGUGGUGAAUAAACCAUUCUAAAUGUAGUUAUUUGUACUUAGAACGGUAGAAAACACUAUAGAAGCAGAGGACUUUGUGCUGCGCUUUUGCUGUUUUAUGUAAAUGAUUUAUAAGUUUUGAUGUUUCAUAAAUGCUCAAGUCUUUAGAAUAUGGCAGUCUGGUGAGAAAUGUCAGAAUAUAUGAAGUCAGCCUUUGAUCAGAUAGUAAAAUGAAUUCUAUCAGGCGGUUACUUAAUCUCAAACAAAAUGCAACAUCAAAAAAUCGAUCUAAUGUGCAGCCAUUGUUUAUUAAGUAACCUUAAUUACAAUUUCUCUGUGCUUGUAAAUGUACUUUUCCCAAUCUUGUAAUUUAUUGCCAUAAAAGCAUCCUUAGAAUUCUUUAAAGAAAUAAAAUGUGAAAAUUGUUUUAGUUAAAGGAUUUAAAGGUGAUAAAAGAAUCCUUGAUGUGUGAUUGUUUUUCUCUGGAAUACUAACUAUUCUAAAUGGCAGCGAAAGGAUUACUAGGUGUUGUUAAUUUACUGCAGGAUACAAUUAAGAGGAGAAGGCUCAUCCUUCUACCGAGCGUUAUUGAGGAAAAGUAUUUGAACAAUUUUUAUGUUGAAGAUUAUAAGAUGUUUGAAGUAAUUUACAUUAAGUUCUCCGAUAAUAGCCGUCCACCAAGUUAUUUCUUUCCCCUUCUGGACAUAGUAUUUUGUAAUUAAGUUUGUGUGUCUUACAUGCUGUUGCCAACACCUGUCUGUGAAAGCUCAGUGUUUAAACAGGAGGAGUAGCCAGUUGAAAGGGCAGUGCGAGCUCUUUAAGGCCUAAUUAAGAACUGAAAGGGAGAUGAAGGCAGUAGGACAAAAGAUGUGAAAGUAGCUGAGAUGAUAUUCCCAGAGCAAAGUUCCUCAUUAGAACAAUAAUGAGAUGAUCAGAGAAUGCCAAGCCUUCAUCUUCUCUCUCUCUCUCUCUCCUCUGGCUGCCUUGGAUGUCAGUUAGUGCCCACCAAUAUUUGGUUACCAGGACAACCUUUCUUUAAAUCUCCAGUUAUUUUGAGUCCUGAUAAUUUGCUUUUGUUGAAAUUUAAAUAUUGCAAAAAAUAUACAUUUCCUCAUUUAAAAGGCUAGGCUAUGUGUGAAGUAAAAAUAGAUCACGAGUAAUUCUCCAAAGUCUUUUGUACAACUCUGUUAUUUAAAAUUGUGAUUGGAAAACUUCUUGUGAUAAUUCUGCCGAUCUCUCACCCACUCCCUAUUUUCUGAUACCUGCAUAUGGAAAUUUUUAACAGAGGUUGGGUCGGAAUGACAAAGGAUCGGUUGUGAAAGGGGAAGAGAGAAGACAAAUUUACAUUAAAUUUCAAUGUAAGAAGACAUCUUAAAAACACAUGUGCUAUCUGUGUGGAGCCAGGGGAGUAAAUAUUAAGUACUUCGGAGUCCCACUGUAGGUUUAGGGGGUCUCUACCAGUUUGGAGGUUUCUCAGUUUUAGAAGUUUUUCCAAGAACAGUAUUAGAAGUAUCUUUUGGAAAAAUAAUUGAUUAUGUAUUUGCCUGAGAGUUUUCCUCUUCAAGUAAAAUACUUUUUGUGACCAGAAAGUUAAUUUCCUAUUGUAUGGAUUAAUAUUAAUCUUUAUUAUUUUAUUGGGAACUAUAUCAACAACAGAAGGAGAGGUAGAUCUAUACGUAUGUAUUGAGUAUAUCAGUCAGUUUGAGAAUCUCAGGCCUAAAAUUAGAGGGGUUAAAUGCUUUUCAAAUAUGGGAUAAAAUCUGGAACUAAGCACAAAACUGUUUUUAAUUAUUAUAUAUUCUUUUCCAGAAUAUAGUUUAUAGUACAUGUGUUUCUAAGAUGUUUUCCUGCCUAGAAACUUGAUGCAGAAAUUUGGGAGAAAAUUUUCACAUAAAAGGACAAAUGGAAAAUGUAUUGAAAGGUCAGAAAUAUAUUUUCAGGAAAUCUGUACAUAAGUAUUAGAUGGUUGUGAGGGGAAAAAUAAGCCAAAUAAUGGCUUUUCUACUCUAGAUUAUGGCUUUAAAGCAUUGAACAUUAUCCUGGGAUGAUGAUGAAUUAUUUUGAGAGAUUAAAUCGUUAGAUUGAUUCAUAUCAUGGCAUUAAUGUAAACUACGUAUGUCAGAAUAAGAAUUUUUCAACAUGUCUUUCAUCCUCAUUGUCUUUAGAGAAAUGUUUAAAAAAAAAGUUUCAAUCACAUUAUCUGGUAGUACUGGUGUGGUUAAAUAUAACAAUAUAAAUGAUUUUCUAACUGUAUAUCAUCACUUAGUUUGGAGAAAUCAGUUCAUAUAUGUGUAACUUGAUUAAGAUUAGAGAGACUCAGAUGCUGUUAUUAUGUUAAACCAAGAAAACAUAAAACAGCCUCAACUAGUCAGUAAUGAAACCCAUUUAGUUCGAUUUCAUUAACCCCUGCAAUUCGCACAAGAACGCCUAUUUUUCAGAAUAUGUUUUAUUAGAUAAAUGAAAUCACAUUAGUUGGAUGUUAUUACUUUUCUAAAAUGCAGUUCAGGAAAAAAAAUUACUUUGUAGACCAGGAAAUUUUAGAGUUGAAAGGAACCGUGGUGAACAUCUCAUUUAUCAGAUAAGGGAAGUGAGGCCCAGGCUGGUAUCUAUCUGUCUCAAAUCUAUGCAGAAUUACUUGAGUUACAGUAAGAAAGUUUAGCUUAUUUUUAAUAAAUUUAAAAAAUACACUUACCUCAAUACUGUGUCUUAUCUUUUCUGUAGAAAUCUGCUUAAUAUAAUAAAUGUUUAAUAAGAUUGUGGUUAGGAAAUUUUAAGUUUUAUAUCUCUAAACUGCUCAUGACCAAUUAAAUAAAUCAGUAAAUACAUGAGUGUGAGAGUGUGUGUGUGUGUGUGUGUGUAUAUACUCUUAUUACAAAAGAUUGAGAGAGAAGAAAAAGUAAACCAGACUUGUCUCCAGGGUUGUGGUAAAGCAAUAUUCUUAAACGUUUUUUAGCGACAAAGGUAAUACAGCUGCUAAAGUUGUAUCUGGUCCCAGUUUCUAUUGCUAAAAUAAGUUGUUUUAAAUACAGUCUUAGAGAAUUUAAGCUCACUUUCCAUUGGCAUCCCCUCUAUUCAUUCUGUCAGUGUAGCGGAGGCUCUCACUAACUUUAACAUUGCAGUAGCUUUACAGAGAAUCUCAGCCCCUCCAAAUGAUCUUACCCACUCUGCCAUUUUAAUUUUCCUAGAACUUCACUUCAAUCAUUUUCUGCCCCUGUUUAGAAACCUUCAGUGGCUUCCUGUCACCCAUUGCAAUAAUCCAGCGUCCUCGACGGUCUGUUGGAACCUCCCAUCUCAGUCACUCCAUGCCCUGCCCUGAACCUUGCUUUCCGGCACCCAUUCUCUCCUGAUCACCUGCUGUUGAGCCCACUGUGCCUUCAAUCUGGUUUCCUCCUUUAAACAAGCAGAGCCCAGUGCUUGGGAUGCCUGUUAUCCAUUUCUGCUUGGCAGAGUCUCUGAAGGCCUAGCAUGAGCUAUAUCUUCUCUAUAAAACAUAAGCGAUUCCAUGAGGUUGGAGCAUUUUUCGAUCCUGAAUUUUUCCCUUUUUCCUUGAGAAGGGAGUGACUUUGGUAACCGAAGCAUCGAACUGAUAACUGUACUUCAGUGUUUCUCUGAUCGGCAAAGUCAAGGUGCUUUGGGGCCGAGGGGAUAAAAAGUUACACUUUGGCUCUCGUGAUGAGCACUAGACAUAUACCAAAUUAAAGUAGAUCCUGAAAAUGAAUAAAGACAAAUUUAAUCCAAUGAAAACAAGAAAGAAAAAGGCCUGUUUGCAUUCACCUGCCAGUCCCUGUUCUCCAUCCUCCAUGGAAUAGAUUAGAUAUAGUCCUUGAGAGCGGGACUGGUUUCCUCAGUGUAUUUUUCCUUACAGCCAAAUGGAAAUGUUUUGAAAGAAAGUGAUAAAAACCAGUUCUAAGCUGUUGAGUUUUAAGGAUAGAACUAUGUAUAAAAAGGCAUAAAGGUUGCUCCUUUAUAUUUGGAUGUUACCGUUUAUGUAAUAAAUCUAAAUAUUAUACACUGUAGAUGAUGUUCCAGUGCUGUUUUGAUGAAAUU
This is a messenger RNA of Leptonychotes weddellii (Weddell seal), 5876 nucleotides long. It is a transcript of the gene RAB11FIP2, whose product is annotated as RAB11 family interacting protein 2. NCBI's taxonomy places the organism in Eukaryota, Metazoa, Chordata, Mammalia, Carnivora, Phocidae. Gene Ontology annotation, molecular function: small GTPase binding. Gene Ontology annotation, biological process: regulated exocytosis. The record is from RefSeq and is a predicted model, not a curated record. Gene Ontology annotation, cellular component: phagocytic cup; endosome.